Capsicum annuum is the source of this 924-nucleotide messenger RNA. RefSeq lists its product as uncharacterized. The record is from RefSeq and is a predicted model, not a curated record. Gene Ontology annotation, molecular function: nucleic acid binding. The coding region runs from base 1 to 924 and encodes 307 amino acids. The transcript has 2 exons. Gene Ontology annotation, biological process: DNA integration. NCBI's taxonomy places the organism in Eukaryota, Viridiplantae, Streptophyta, Magnoliopsida, Solanales, Solanaceae.
AUGAAAGAAGAGGAGCCAGUAGAUAAGUACUUCGCCAGAACAUUGACCAUUGUUAACAAGAUGCGUGUUUAUGGUGGAAAAUUAGAUGAUGUUGAUGUUAUUGAAAAGAUUCUACAAUCUAUGUCUUCAAAAUGUGCAUAUGUGGUUAGCUCUAUUGAGGAGUCAAAAAAUAUUAAUACAAUGUCCAUAGAUGAGCUACAGAGCUCUUUACUGGUACAUGAGCAGAGAAUGGCACCUCCUCCUAUCAAAGAACAAGCCUUGAAAGUGACAACUCAAUUUGAUUCUUUCAGCGGGAAUGGUUUUGACAGAGGUCAUGGUCGAGAUAGAGGACAUGGUCAAAACAUGAGUUCAAAUGGUAGAGGAAGUGUAAGUGAUAAUGAUCAAUACUCUACUUAUGAUUCGACGUUUGACAAGUCGCAAAUAGAGUAUUAUCAUUGUCACAAGUAUGGCCACUAUAAGUCUGAAUGCGGAACUAAUUUGUAUUCAGACAAGGGAGAAAGAGAGAAGUCAAAUUUCACAAAACAAAAAGAAGAAGAAACCUUGUUGAUGGCUUACCAUGUGCAAGAGAAGUCUCAUUCAAAUAAGUGGUAUCUGGACUUCGGUUACAGCAAUCAUAUGUGCGGUAACAAAUCUUUAUUCUCUGAUUUGGAUGAAUCUUAUAAAGAUAGUGUCAAGCUUGGCAACAAUUCUAGUAUUUCUAUUAUGAGAAAAGACACUGUCAAAUUUAAGGAAUCAGGGAAGAAAAUCAAAAUUCUUCGAACUGAUCAUGGUGGUGAGUUCAAUUCAAAUGAGUUCACAAGUUUUUGUGCUAUGAAUGGAAUUCGGAGGCAACUGACAGCGGCUUAUACACCACAACAAAAUGGUGUAUCUGAAAGAAAGAAUCAUACUAUUUUGAAAAUUGUAAGAUGCAUGUUGGCAACUUAG